Messenger RNA from Clunio marinus, 4160 nucleotides. Lineage: Eukaryota; Metazoa; Arthropoda; Insecta; Diptera; Chironomidae. The record is from the annotation of a GenBank genome assembly.
AAUCAUCGAUUUUUUUUUCUUCAACAAAGAAGUCGAGUUUCCUCUAAACAGCAAUAAAAUUAACAAAAAUUCUUCGAAAUUCCUGGAUUAAACCUAAAAUUAUUCAUAAUAUUAAGUUACUAAUUGAAUAAGGAUAAAAGUAAAGUUCAGAGUUGUGAUAAAAGUGAUAAAUUUAUUGAGAAAUACGGAAAACAUGAAAUUUGCGCAAUAGUCAACAACAAAGUGAAAGUCAAUCGAACGAAAAACAGAAGGAAAAAAAUAAAUAAACUAAAAAUAGCUCCACUAGACCAAAAAGCUACUCAAAGAAGUUGGAAAUUGCCAGACAAAAACCCAAAUCAAUUAAAAGCAUUGAAUAUUGUUCAGUUUAAGACGCAAUUUAAAGUCAAACAGAUUAGUUGCAAGACAUUUCAAUUAAUUUUCAUCUCCGCAAGAGAAAAAAAAACUUUCUGCUUUUUACUAAGAAAAAUGCCAUUCAUCUCAAAGGAUUGGAGGUCGUAUGGCGAAGAAUGGGUCAAGACUGAUGAAGGAAAUUGGGAAAAACUUAAAGUACUCGAGUGCGAAACUAAAAGAAGCGCAACAGAUGGACAAGAUGAAGCUCAACUAGAUUCGGUCCCACCACCACAUUGUCAGAUUGUUUUGCGUUGUACUAGAGAAAUUGCGGGUUUCAAUGGUCUUGGGGAUGCUGUUAAGCGUUUAGAUUUCCGGUCUUCCGUACGAAAUCAAAGAAGAUUUCAAUACAUCUGCGCACUUUUGAAGCUAUUGGUGUCAGGCGAAGCUGCAAUGACAAGCUUAUCAGGAGGUGCUCAACGAAUUCUUCUUCAAAUGAUUGAAGAAGUUGCAAUUCAUGUCAGCGAUAGCAAGCAACAUAUUAACACUUUAAGAGGCUUAGUUGAUCAAUUGCGGUUGUUGGUUGAACAAGAAAAUCAAAAGUGUUGGGGAAAACCAUUAGGCAGUCAAAAUCUGUGGGUUGCACAUCUCCAAACAAUCGAACGUAUUCAGAGAAUUGCUAGUCAAAUUGACAUACAACCAAAUUCCAAUAUUCAUCCACAUUUAACUGAUUUACCCGAAGAAUGUAUUAGAAAGAUAAUCUUGCAAAUGAGUGAUCACAAAGAUUUGGAAUCGGCAGCUUCAGCUUGGUCACUCAUGUCUUACAUUGUUCAGGAGCAAAGAAUUUGGAGGGAGUUAGCCAAGUUUCAUUUUAGCGAGCAACAAAUUGAUACUGUGCUCGUAAGAUUGAGUUUGGAAGAUACUCCAGAACGUCAUCGUAAUUGGCAUGCGAUUUAUCAUAAUCUCAGAAAGAAAUAUGGAUUGCGUGAUGACUUCCAAUACACUGAAGUUUUGGCCUUGUGUCGUUUCUGUACUUGCUUGUUUUGGCCUUCCAUGGGUCAUCCUUGUAUCGCCGAAAAUCCAGAAUUCCGCGAAAAAUUAGAGAAAGCAGGCGUUUCUCAUGACUCCCAAACCCAACUUGUUCCACCACAACAGUUCUUGAAAUAUUUCUCAUUUAAGCAAAAACGUAAAUAUGAGCGGAAUAUUAAAGUGCUCAACGUUAUUCGCGAAAAAUACACAGAAUAUUAAACCUCAAUAAUUUAUUUCUUUUUAAAGUUGAAAGCAGUUUCAGCAAGUUCAACAAGAAACCUUCACUUCACAGUUGGUUCCAACAAUUCAAAGGCAAACAGUGAUGCGAUAUCAACUUCUUAUCAAGUAAUCGAUCAUGAAUAUGAUGCAGUUGUUGUUGGUGCAGGCGGUGCUGGACUUCGAGCAGCUUUCGGUCUUGUUGCCGAAGGCUUCAAAACUGCUGUUGUAACGAAACUUUUUCCCACAAGAUCGCACACAGUUGCUGCUCAAGGCGGCAUCAAUGCAGCUCUUGGAAAUAUGGAGAAUGAUGAUUGGAAAUGGCACAUGUACGAUACAGUGAAAGGUUCUGAUUGGCUUGGAGAUCAAGACGCAAUUCAUUACAUGACCCGCGAAGCUCCCAAAGCUGUCAUAGAAUUAGAAAAUUACGGUAUGCCAUUUUCACGUACAACUGAUGGUAAAAUCUACCAACGUGCUUUUGGUGGUCAAAGUUACAAUUAUGGAAAAGGCGGACAAGCUCAUAGAUGUUGUUGUGUCGCUGACAGAACUGGACAUUCACUUCUCCACACUCUUUACGGACAAUCUUUAAGUUACAAUUGCAAUUAUUUCAUUGAAUAUUUCGCCAUGGAUCUGAUUAUGCAAAAUGGAGAAUGUCGUGGUGUAAUUGCCUUAAAUUUAGAAGAUGGUUCGAUUCAUCGAUUCCGCGCAAAAAAUACUGUCCUUGCCACGGGUGGUUAUGGACGUGCGUAUUUCUCAUGUACAUCAGCACACACAUGUACUGGUGAUGGAACAGCGAUGGUUGCAAGAGCUGGACUUCCUUCAGAAGAUUUGGAGUUCGUUCAAUUCCAUCCAACAGGCAUUUACGGUGCUGGUUGUUUGAUCACUGAAGGAUGUCGUGGUGAAGGCGGUUAUCUCAUCAAUUCUCAGGGAGAACGAUUCAUGGAACGUUAUGCACCAGUCGCUAAGGAUCUUGCAUCCCGUGACGUUGUUUCUCGUUCAAUGACAAUUGAAAUUCGUGAAGGUCGUGGAUGUGGACCCGAUAAGGAUCAUGUUUUCUUGCAGUUGCAUCAUUUGCCCCCAGAGCAACUUGCACAACGUUUACCUGGAAUUUCUGAAACUGCGAUGAUCUUUGCUGGCGUUGAUGUCACUCGUGAACCGAUUCCUGUUCUGCCGACUGUCCAUUACAACAUGGGCGGUGUUCCGACGAAUUAUCGCGGUCAAGUUCUUACGAUUAACAAAAAUGGUGACGAUCAAAUUGUUCCUGGACUUUAUGCAUGUGGUGAAGCUGCCUGUUCAUCAGUUCACGGAGCAAAUCGUUUGGGAGCUAAUUCACUUCUCGAUCUUGUUGUGUUUGGACGUGCAUGUGCCAAGACCAUUUCAGAAGAACAUCGUCCUGGUGAGAAAGUUGCAGCACUUCCUGACAAUGCUGGAGAAGAAUCAGUCGCGAAUCUUGAUUGGGUGCGAAAUGCCAAUGGAACAAUUCCAACAGCAGAUUUACGUUUGAAUAUGCAGAAGACGAUGCAAAAUCAUGCAGCUGUGUUCCGUGAAGAGAAGACACUCAAGGAAGGUGUGCAGAAAAUGAGCAGCAUCUACAAAUCCAUCAAAGAUGUCAAAGUGUCUGAUCGUUCAUUGAUUUGGAAUUCGGAUCUUGUUGAGACUCUUGAGUUACAAAAUCUUUUAUUGAAUGCAAACAUGACGAUUGUGUCAGCUGAGAAUCGAAAGGAAUCACGUGGUGCACACGCUCGUGAAGAUUACAAAGAUCGUAGCGAUGAAUAUGAUUACAGUAAGCCACUUGAAGGACAACAGAAGAAACCAAUAACAGAACAUUGGCGCAAACACACACUCACGUGGAUUAACAAUGACACCGGCGACGUUCACAUUGACUACCGACCCGUCAUUGAUCACACAUUGGGUGAAGAAGAAUGCAAAACAGUCCCACCAGCAAUUCGUUCAUAUUAAUUUAUUUCUUUUUUUACUAAAUCCGUCAUUUGAUUGGAAAAAAUCCUUACGAUGCACUUAAUUAUUUAUCAUCUUCAAUUUGUCCUUAUUUUUCAUCUUUUUAAUUCAUUUGAACUGCAAAGUAUUAUUUGAAGUCAAAAAAAAAGAAUUUUUGUUCCACCCUACCUAAGUCAAGUCAGGUUAUAGCUUUGUACUUAGUGCUUAAAUUAUGUGAAGUGAGUCUUAAUUACUGAUGACAGCACUUAAGCAGCCAGUUUUGCGUCCCUUAAUCACUUUUUUAAUUAAUACGAAAACGCUUAAAUUAAUUGCUUCAUUAGGAAACUUUCAGUAGAUGAGAGAAGUCAUUUUGUUUGUUACAGAGUUUGAAACUUUCUUUUAUGUUGGUUACAAAUUUAAUUAUCUCAUAGCUAAAUAGGAGUUUGAUUUCAUCGAGAUAAUUAAAUUUAUAAAACAUGAGAAUAGUUAAGAAUAGCUUCAAAAUCUGUCUCCGAUUGAACUAUGCAGUAUCCCCAAAUGAAUUUAUUCUUUAAUGCGAAGUCAUAAAAGUUUAUGAAUCGAUAAUUUGUACGAUAAACCAGUUGAACAAAUUCGACAAAAAAUCUUAAAUAAAAACAUAAAAUCUCAGCGAA